CAGUUUCCGAGCGGCCGUCGUGCGGGUCGCACGUGUAACGUGCAUCAAUUUAAUUUUUUUUUAUUUUAAUUUUAUUUCGCUUAUAAUUAAUACCAAGUGUCUGUGAUAUACGAUAAGUGUUACAAGUUGUUUAGGUUGAAGGAGAAUAGAUAUGUUUAUAGACGAGAAUGACACGCCAGACGCGUGGUGGGUGUCGGCGGCGCUGGGCACGAUACGUGCCGUGGUGCUGGUGUUCGACGUGCUCACCUUCCCACUGCACCUACUGAUCCAGCGGCCCUGGAGGAAGCGGGCGCAGUCACGGCGCAUCAAGGCGCGUAUCAUAGAGGCGAACGACGACAGCGUGACGGUGCGGUCGGUGUCCACGCCGUGCGACCUCCACCUGCGGCUCGUGCGCGACGGCGUCACCAGCAUGGAGAGCAUGCUGCGCGCCGCGGCCGCGCGCUGGCAGUCGCGCCGCUGCCUCGGCACGCGCACCGUGCUCAGCGAAGAAGACGAACCACAGCCCAACGGCCGCGUCUUCAAAAAGUACAGAAUGGGCGACUACGUGUGGCGGACGUACACCGACGUGGAGCAGGAGGCGAGGCAAUUCGGCGCCGGCCUGCGCAGCCUGGGCGCGGAGCCCCGCCAGAACGUGGUCAUGUUCGCGGAGACGCGCGCCGAGUGGAUGCUGGCGGCGCACGGCUGCUUCACGCAGAGCAUACCUGUCGUGACCAUCUACGCCACCCUGGGCGACGAGGCCAUCGCGCACGGCAUCAACGAGACGGAGGUGUCCACCGUCAUCACCACGCACGAGCUGCUGCCCAAGUUCAAGAAGAUCCUGGCGCGGACGCCGCGCGUCGACACCAUCAUCUUCAUGGAAGACCAGCUCAAGACCACGCCGCGGGACGGCUUCAAGGAAGGCAUCCGCAUUGUGGCCUACAAGGAAGUGCUCGACAUGGGCAAACAGUGCAAAAUUGAGUCCGUGCCGCCGGCGCCCGGCGACACCGCCAUCGUGAUGUACACGUCGGGCUCGACGGGCGUGCCCAAGGGCGUGGUGCUGUCGCACCGCAACAUGGUGGCCACGCUCAAGGCCUUCGCCGACGCCAUGCCCAUCCGCGAGGCCGACGUGCUCAUGGGCUUCCUGCCGCUGGCGCACGUGUUCGAGCUGCUCGCCGAGAGCCUGUGCCUCAUCGGAGGCGUCCCAAUCGGUUACUCGACCCCGCUCACAAUGCUAGACUCUUCGAGUAAAAUAAUGAAGGGAACCAUGGGUGACGCUACCAUACUUAAGCCGACUUGCAUCACCACUGUACCGUUGAUAAUGGACCGUAUCAGCAAGGGCAUAACGGACAAAGUUUCUCGCAGCGGACCCUUCGCGAGCGCGUUCUUCAAGUGGGCCUACGCUUACAAGCAGGGCUGGAUGCGGCGAGGAUACGAUACACCAAUACUUAACCUUGUUGUGUUCAAGAAGGUGCGCGCGCUGCUGGGCGGGCGCGUGCGGCUCAUGAUCUCGGGCGGCGCGCCGCUGGCGCCCGACACGCACGCGCAGGUGCGCCUGUGCCUGUGCUGCGACGUGGUGGCGGGCUACGGCCUCACCGAGACCACCUCCUGCGCCACCGUCAUGGACCCGCUCGACAGGUCGACGGGCCGCGUGGGCGCGCCCACCACGGGCACGGACAUCAAGCUGGUAAACUGGGUGGAGGGCAACUACCGCGUCACCAACACGCCGUACCGAAAGGGCGAAGUAGUGAUCGGCGGAGACAGCGUGGCGGAGGGCUACUACAAGAACCCCGACAAGACGCGCGAAGAGUUCAUCGACAUCGAGGGCCGGCGCUGGUUCCGCUCCGGGGACAUCGCCGAGCUGCACCAUGACGGCUGCAUCAAGAUCAUAGACCGCAAGAAGGACCUGGUGAAGCUGCAGGCGGGCGAGUACGUGUCGCUGGGCAAGGUGGAGGCGGAGCUGAAGACGUGCCCCAUCGUGGAGAACAUCUGCGUGUACGGCGACAGCUCCAAGAGCUACACCGUGGCGCUGCUCGUGCCCAACCCGCGCCACCUGGCCGAGCUGGCGGCGCGCGCGGGCCGGGCGCCCGCCGCCUUCGAGCUGCUGUGCCGCGACGCCGCCGUGGAGCAGGCCGUGCUCAAAGAGCUGGCCGAGCACGCGCGCAAGUGCGGGCUGGAGAAAUUCGAGGUGCCGGCGGCGGUGAAGCUGUGCACGGAGGUGUGGUCGCCCGACAUGGGGCUGGUGACGGCGGCCUUCAAGAUCAAGCGCAAGGACAUCCAGGAGCGCUACAAGGAGGACAUCAAGCGCAUGUACGCGUCGUGAUCGCGCCGCGAGCCGCCGGCCACCGCGAGCCGCCGGCCGCAGUGAGCCGCCGGCCGACGUUAGCCUGCUCCCAAAUUGAUCGUUUAAAAUUGCGUUUAUUUUAACAAUGUGUGUAACUCGUGUCGCGUAAACCAAGCGCUGUAUUGACGGUCUGACAUCUUAAUCUGUGCGAUUUAUUUUAUGUCAUGUAAAAACAUACCGAAUAUCACUAAGGCCAUUAAUUUAUAACGGAUUAAAUUUGAACGUGCUUAACACAUCACGAUUACUUCAACCGCUCGGGAAAACAAGUUUAAUGCAACCACGAUACGUUGGAGUGUUCCAACUGCAACUCUGGACCCAGUUUAACGCGUAAAGUUUAGCUCGCUUGAUCGCGUUUAGUUUCAACGGUGAAAUCUGGUCUUAAAGUAUUUGUAUGGCAUAUGUUAUUAAUGUUGGCAUUAAUUAAAUAAAUAUUGUUUGUAACAUUUGCA
Pararge aegeria (speckled wood butterfly) is the source of this 2769-nucleotide messenger RNA. RefSeq names its product long-chain-fatty-acid--CoA ligase 4 (gene Acsl). Gene Ontology annotation, cellular component: lipid droplet; endoplasmic reticulum; plasma membrane. Gene Ontology annotation, biological process: long-chain fatty acid metabolic process; neuron differentiation; long-chain fatty-acyl-CoA metabolic process. The coding region runs from base 152 to 2299 and encodes 715 amino acids. The record is from RefSeq and is a predicted model, not a curated record. Gene Ontology annotation, molecular function: palmitoyl-CoA ligase activity. The transcript is spliced from 14 exons. Lineage: Eukaryota; Metazoa; Arthropoda; Insecta; Lepidoptera; Nymphalidae.